Phragmites australis (common reed) is the source of this 1877-nucleotide messenger RNA. RefSeq names its product probable glycosyltransferase 2. Gene Ontology annotation, molecular function: hexosyltransferase activity. The transcript has a single exon. Gene Ontology annotation, biological process: xyloglucan biosynthetic process. Lineage: Eukaryota; Viridiplantae; Streptophyta; Magnoliopsida; Poales; Poaceae. The record is from RefSeq and is a predicted model, not a curated record. Gene Ontology annotation, cellular component: endosome; membrane; trans-Golgi network. The coding region runs from base 192 to 1628 and encodes 478 amino acids.
UUCCAUUCCCAACCCCACCCGACCCUACCAGCCUCCCCCGAUCCCAUCUCCCAUUCUCAAUUUCUCACCGCGGGGCGCGGCGCCGUUCUGCUCAUGUGACACUCGUCCACGCGCUCCCAGACCCCAACUCGCGGCGCCAGCCGGGGAACCCGGAGCAAGCUAUAAUAAAUCCGAGGGAUUCCGCGGCGGGGAUGGGGCAGGAGGGGAUGGGGUACAACGGCAAGGGGGGCGGAGGCGGCGGGGGAGGGGGUUUGCCGAUGACGGCGCAGCGGCCGCGAGGGGCGACGCCGCUGAGCAGCCACCACAGCCGGUCGCGCAAGAUCCACCGCACCUUCAACAACCUCAAGAUCACCGUGCUCUGCGGCCUCGUCACCAUCCUCGUCCUCCGGGGCACCAUCGGCCUCAACCUCUCCCUCCCCUCGCAGCCCUCCGACGCCGACGCGCUCAGCAGCGCCAAGGCCGUCGAGGACAUCGACCGCAUCCUCCGCGAGAUCCGCUCCGACUCCGACCCGGACCCCGACGAGGGUGGCGAAUUCGGCGCCGCCGCCGGGUUCAACGCCACCGCGCUCAGCGCUGCCGAGGCCAACGCGGCGUACGCGGCCGCGGUGGAGAAGUACGCGCUCGGGCCCAAGAUCUCCGGAUGGGACGAGCAAAGGCGCAGGUGGCUCGCGCGGAACCCUGGGUUCCCAGCCACUGUCGCCGGAGGGAAGCCGAGAAUCAUGCUCGUCACCGGCUCGCAGCCGGGACCCUGCGACAACCCGCUCGGUGACCACUACCUGCUCAAGACCACCAAGAAUAAGAUCGACUACUGCCGCCUCCACGGCGUCGAGAUCGUCCACAACCUCGCGCACCUCGACACCGAGCUCGCAGGCUACUGGGCCAAGCUGCCGCUGCUUCGACGCCUCAUGCUCUCCCACCCGGAGGUCGAGUGGAUCUGGUGGAUGGACAGCGACGCGCUCUUCACCGACAUGGCGUUUGAGCUGCCACUGUCACGAUACGACAAUCACAACCUCAUCAUCCACGGGUACCAGGACCUCCUCUUCGAUAAGCAUUCCUGGAUCGCGCUCAACACCGGCAGCUUCCUCUUCCGGAAUUCCCAGUGGUCACUCGACCUCCUGGAUGCGUGGGCGCCAAUGGGGCCCAAGGGGUUCAUCCGUGACAAGGCCGGGAAGAUACUCACUGCGAACCUCAAGGGUCGGCCAGCGUUCGAGGCCGACGACCAGUCUGCACUGAUAUACCUCUUGCUGUCGCAGAAGGAGAAGUGGAUGGAUAAGGUGUUCAUAGAGAAUUCAUACUACUUGCACGGCUUCUGGGCUGGCCUGGUGGAUAAGUAUGAGGAGAUGAUGGAGAACCACCACCCAGGGCUCGGGGAUGAGCGGUGGCCGUUCGUGACGCACUUUGUCGGGUGCAAGCCGUGCGGGAGCUAUGGUGAUUACCCAGUGGAGCGCUGCCUCAAGAGCAUGGAGCGAGCAUUUAAUUUUGCAGAUAACCAGGUGCUUCGGCUGUAUGGGUUCACACACAAGGGACUGGAAAGCCCCAAGAUCAAGAGGAUCAGGAAUCAAACAACCAAGCCGAUUAAUGACAAGGAGAACCUUGAUAUGAAGGCCAAGAUAUCGACUACUUCUUGAAGGUUCAGAUAAGAGUUGGUGGUAUGGCAAUUGCAUACUUGCUUGGCUAUCCACAAAGUCAGAGCAUUUUGUGACUUAGGGAUAUUGUUGUUUUAGUUUCCACUCUCUCUCUCUCCUUUUCUUUUGGUUCUCCAAUCCUUAUUGUUAUGUAACAGCGCUAGAGAUUGCAAGCUAUGUUUAUCAUGGAGUUAAACGUGAGAGUUCAAAUCAGAAGGAAAUAGCCUCACUUUUGUACCGUAUUUCGUUUCA